CAACACACAAACUCUGGGAGGAGAAGAAGAAGAAGAAGAAGCAGCAGCAGCUUCGGGGCUCGAUCGUUGCUCUCAUCACAUCAAGACGCAUUCAGGCAGUUCAGCUAAAAUAAGUGACGCUUGCAAUGAUUACACCGUCAAUCUGUGGUUUCACAGUAGACACGCCGGAGCUGCAAUGAAGGCAGGGGCCUCGUCCAUGUGGGCUUCAUGCUGUGGUCUGCUGAAUGAAGUCAUGGGUACUGGGGCCGUCAGAGGCCAGCAGCCAGGGUUUGGGGCCGGCGCUGGACCCUUCAGAUUUGCCCCCAGUGCGGGAUACUCCACAUACCCGCCCACCAGCUCAGGAAGUCCCAGUCUUGUAUGCAAGGCCUGUGGCCAGGCCUUCUCAGUCUUCAGGAGGAAGUAUAUUUGCUGCGACUGCAAGAAGAGCUUCUGCUCUCUGUGCUCCGUGCUUCAGGAGAAUCUGCGCAUUUGUUCCACAUGUCAUUUGCUGAAGGCAACGGCUUUCCAGCGGCCGCGGCUCAUGCGUCUAAGGGUCAAGGACCUGCGGCAGUACUUGCUGCUUCGUAAUAUCCCCACCGAUACUUGCAGGGAAAAAGAAGACCUGGUGGACCUGGUGCUCUGUCACCAAGGCAUUGAAGAGGAGGAGGACCCCGACACAGGCAGCCUCCACUCACGGUCCCUGUAUACGCCGACCCCUUCUACCACGCAGUCUGCCUCAGAGCUGUCAGCUUUCGCCGCCUCUCAGGAGGAACCGCUCAGCAGGAGUGAUAGCUCUGAUACCAACCAGGAUAUAGGUGAUGCCACAUCGGUUUCUCUCCUCAACCUGGACCCCGGUGAACACACUCCUGAGGUGAGUCCUCAGACGCGACGUCGGGCCAGAGCGUCUCUCUCAGACAUCUCCAGCUUGAGGGACAUCGAGGGCCUGUCUGUCCGGCAGCUGAAGGAGAUCCUGGCCAGGAACUUUGUCAACUAUUCAGGGUGCUGCGAGAAGUGGGAGCUGGUGGAGCGAGUCAGCCGACUCUACAGAGAGACGGAGGAGAACAGGAAAUCAUUGGAAAAUGUGAGCAGUACGAUAACCACAGAUGGUGAGAAAGGUCCGCUGACGAUCCAUGACGACAACCUGUGCAGGAUCUGCAUGGAUGCUAUGAUCGACUGCGUUCUCCUGGAGUGCGGUCACAUGGUGACCUGCACCAAGUGUGGCAAGAGGAUGAGCGAGUGCCCGAUCUGCAGGCAGUACGUUGUGAGGGCCGUGCACGUCUUCAAGUCUUAAUGCACCACUGCAGCACCACAGCACCUGCUUCAGAGCAGCAGCUCAGUCUGAGACUGUACCUUAAAUCAACCACGCAGCUCAUUACCUUUGAAUCCCCAAAAAGACUUUUUUUUUUUGUGGAUGUUCCAUGUUUUUAUUCCCAAUUUCUCACUUAAUUUGCACAUUAAAAUAUGAAAAACAUGUAUUUCUUAAGAAUUGAACUCUUCAGUUUCGCCAGUCAGCAGAGUGGAGGACCCUACUCUCCCAUGAGUCGUUCCUACAGUAAACAUAUCUCUAAUCUGUGUUCAUUCCUAAGUGUCUAUUUUGCUUUUCUAACGAUUUUUCAAUGCAAAGAAUGUGUGGCACUCAGCCACGUGCAGUCUCGCUAAACACAACUCAUCACCCUCAGAUCUGCCUAUAAACUGUAGCCGGCACUCAGCACCUCUCUUUACAAACUGCUGCAAGUGACUACACAUCUUAGUAACACCGAUGAUGACGCACACUAAACCUCCCCACAGAGGAGAGGGGGUGAGAGAACUAGGUGCCAAAUAAUGGGUUAUGCCCUCAUGCUUCUCACCCAUUUUUUCCCUCUUACUGUGUGUGUGGGCCAGUGUGUGAUUCUUCAGCAGAAAGCACUUUGUUCACACUGUGUGUUAAUGCACCACUGCUCACAACCCACUGCAAACUAUGAACAGUAAAAGUGGCUGAGGUAGGAUGCGUACUAAUUCUUGAAUACUUGUCCAAACUAGAGCUUGAUUGAUUUUAUGUUUUAAAGACCACUAACUUUGUAAAUGUCAGUGAGAGAAGCUGAUCCGAAAUCAUUGAACUGGUGUUGUUUUUCAAUUUAGAGACUAGAGAUACUCAAGUGUUAACUCAGCCUACAAAUGAGCGGGCGCUCUGCCCUUGUGAUUCAAGGAUAUUGAUGAUUGAUGAUGGUGAUUCAUGUUUUAUUCACUUAUUUUAUUAUAGAAGCACUUAUCAUAAUGCAUUACAUGUUAAAACGACCAUACAAAGUCUGUCAUUACAGCAAUAGCUAAUCUCCACUGUCACCUCGGUCCUGUCUCGGCACUUUAGUGGAGACAAAUGACAAAAAACCGGUGCUAACUCAUCCGACCAUCUUCCCUGUUUUCCAGCUGAACUGUGGAUGUGAAACUGAAUGUUCUUUUUGUUUUGUUUUGUUUUUUUUGUUAUCGUCGUAUAUUGUUGGGAGUGGAAUGAAGUGUCUUAAUGCUUUUAGUUGAUUUUUCUCUCAUGUAGGAGUAAUGUAAUGAACUAAUGUAAUGAACUAACUAUUCAAAGAUAUAGCUACAAGUUUACUGACACCUGUGAUAUAUAGAAAGUAUAUAGAAAUAAUGACUUGCUAAUGUACAUUUGCAUAUAUUGAUCCAUAUGAGAUGUAUAUAUCUAUAUUUUUUCCAUUUGAUUUGAAUUGUGUAAUAUCAGAUUAUUGAAAUGUCCCUGGGAUUGGGUUAGUUUAUUA
Thunnus maccoyii (southern bluefin tuna) is the source of this 2729-nucleotide messenger RNA. It is a transcript of the gene rnf34a, whose product is annotated as ring finger protein 34a. The transcript has 7 exons. NCBI's taxonomy places the organism in Eukaryota, Metazoa, Chordata, Actinopteri, Scombriformes, Scombridae. Gene Ontology annotation, biological process: negative regulation of extrinsic apoptotic signaling pathway via death domain receptors; proteasome-mediated ubiquitin-dependent protein catabolic process; protein K48-linked ubiquitination. The record is from RefSeq and is a predicted model, not a curated record. The coding region runs from base 176 to 1270 and encodes 364 amino acids. Gene Ontology annotation, cellular component: plasma membrane; cytoplasm. Gene Ontology annotation, molecular function: ubiquitin protein ligase activity.